Molecule: messenger RNA, 1854 nt
Organism: Leptosomus discolor (cuckoo roller)
Lineage: Eukaryota; Metazoa; Chordata; Aves; Leptosomiformes; Leptosomidae
Source: RefSeq, a predicted model, not a curated record
GCCAAAAGACUGGAAUUAGAAAGAAAACUGAUGGAGUACAGAAAGUCUGAUGCAUACGUAGUGAAACUGAAAUACAUGAAGCUGAAAAAAUACUUGAAAGAAAUAGAUGAACGACAAAAAGGAGCCCUUCUGCGAAACCAGACCUUUUUAAAGGAAUUGGACCAAUUUGAAGCUCAGAUGAAAACUUCAAGUUUAGCGAUGAUUCAGAAGAUGGAAGCGUGGUAUGGAAGAGAAAUUAAAAGCGUCUUACCACUUCAAGAGGGUAACCUGUCGGCAGAAGGUGACAAGGAAGAAGAGUACAGCGAGCAGAUACCGCAGGUUGGAAGACAAGCAGGAAUUGGCACCAAGACAGCCAUGCCAAGAGGACUGUAUCAUCCAGCAAUAGUCUUUAUGGGCCACUGCACAUCAGCCACCUCUGCUGCCGGAGGUUCAGGCGUGGAGCAGAAGCCCCCCCAGCCCACAGAGUCACCGGACCCACCUUCAUGCUCCCUGUCACUGGAAGGACUUGGUCCAGAGAGCAGAAGCACUGAUUUAGAGAGUGAUGCAUCAGUGGAGGAAGCAGCAAGACGUGGGGACCUGGCUGCCAGUGAGGAAGAAUCUGAGCAGCUCAACUCUUCAGCAUCUGAGCCCAAACCAGCCACCCCUGAGGAGGAAAAGCUGCAAGGAAGUGUCCCAGGACCAAAGCCUCACCUGAAUAAGGGGUGGACUUGUAAGGAGGCAAGCUGGGAGAGCAGCGAUGAGCUCCCAGUCCCCGCAAGUGCCGAGGAGGUGAUGCUGAGCACUCCUGGCAUAGUGCAAGGAGCAGCCUCGCCAGCGGCUGGCGGGGAGCAGCACAGGGAUGCCUGCCCUGCGGAGGGCUUCCCGCUGCAACCACCAAACCUCCCAGUGGUGCAGGAGGAGCCCUCAGUCAGCACCGCACCAGACGGGCACUGUGAGAUGCUGGUGGGACUUUCCCCUGCACUGCACUUGAUAGAAGACGUGGUGGUGAGGAUGAGCCCCCGGCACCGGGCGCUGUACCAGGGCGAGCAUGUGGGGAUGAUGGGAACGGCGGAGCUGCUCAGCUUUUGUAAGCGGGCCGACAGUCUGAAAGAUGAUGACGACCUUGAAGCAUGUGAAGCCCUCGUCCUUCAUCAGCUUCGGGCUUUAUUACAGAGCACUCUGAAUGGAUGCCUUCCACCUGAGAAAACACUCCAUGCUAAAGGUAGAGCAGUGGAUGAAAACCAAACCAGGCCAGACCAGCCGCAGGACGUGGACAUGCUGUGGACUUACUUGAGCAACCAUGCCUUGUUCUUGAAAAAGCACCAGGUUCAGCUCACGGAAGAAGUGGCGAGGAUGUUUGAAAGCCUGCUGGUUUCCAGCAAGAAGGCGCUGGACGGCCAGGCUCUACCGGUGUUGAGAGAGGUCCUUCCAGAAGAGUGUGGGGGUAGGUCAUCUAUUCAGAGUAAUGAAUCGUCUUGCAGCUUGCCAGCGAUCCCAAACGACGGCGGGGAAAUAAAGCAGGCGAAACACGCUCCCUGGCUCACCGGCACGGGAGAACAAGAAGUCACAAGCUGGUGUGAAGAUGAGAGCAAGGAGGAAAGCACAGUCGAAAAGAUUCCUAUUACAGGCUGGGACAAUGGCGAGAAUAGUUCCAAAGCAAAAGCAAACCAAGAAACGCAAUCAGAAACUAGUUCUUCAUCGAAUGAGAGAAGUCUUCCCUUGUCGAGGACUGAAACCGGGAAGGGAAUGGUAACUGUGAUAAAAUCCAAAGCUUUCUGGGGCGAAUCUGACGACAGCAGCUCCGAGAUUGAGGCUGCUUUGCGCCCACAAAUUUGCAGCCCAGAAGCAGACGAGUUUGAUGACUUCUAUGAUUAA